Messenger RNA from Sphaerodactylus townsendi, 2288 nucleotides. It is a transcript of the gene MFSD1, whose product is annotated as major facilitator superfamily domain containing 1. Gene Ontology annotation, cellular component: lysosome. Gene Ontology annotation, biological process: transmembrane transport. The transcript is spliced from 16 exons. NCBI's taxonomy places the organism in Eukaryota, Metazoa, Chordata, Lepidosauria, Squamata, Sphaerodactylidae. The coding region runs from base 45 to 1442 and encodes 465 amino acids. The record is from RefSeq and is a predicted model, not a curated record. Gene Ontology annotation, molecular function: transmembrane transporter activity.
CAUGAUCGCCUGAGGCUGCAGGGAGCCGAGAGUGGGAGGCCAAGAUGGCGGGGCAGGAGGAAGAGGAGCGGGCGCUGCUGGACGAGGAGCCGCCGGCGGAGCCUGAUGCGCCCCCUUCGCGGAAGCCGCUGUCAGCGUUGUGCGACCCGCAGCGGCUGGCUCAUCGGCUGGUGGUCCUGGCGCUGAUGUGCUUCUUGGGCUUCGGCAGCUAUUUCUGCUAUGACAACCCAGCAGCUCUGCAGACUCAAGUUCAAGGGGAUAUGAAAGUGAACACUGCUCAAUUCAUGGCAUUGUAUUCCUGGUAUUCUUGGCCAAAUGUGAUCCUCUGUUUCUUUGGAGGCUUUUUGAUAGACAGAGUCUUUGGAAUAAGAUGGGGUACAAUAAUAUUUAGCAUCUUUGUCUGUGUUGGGCAGGUGAUCUUUGCUUUAGGAGCUGUAUUUGAUGCUUUUUGGUUGAUGGAAGCUGGAAGGUUUGUGUUUGGGAUUGGUGGGGAGUCCUUAGCGGUGGCCCAAAACACCUAUGCUGUCAGUUGGUUUAAAGGGAAAGAAUUAAACCUUGUGUUUGGCCUGCAGCUUAGCAUGGCUCGGGUUGGGAGCACUGUGAAUAUGAACAUCAUGGGAUGGGUAUACUCCAGAAUACAAGAUCUAAUGGGUUCUACAGGCCACACCACUCUUGGCGUAGUGCUCUUGAUAGGUGGAGUAACAUGUAUCUUUUCGUUACUCUGUGCUCUCUUUCUUGCUUAUUUGGACCGAAGAGCUGAGAAAAUUCUUUGUAAAGAGCAGGGGAAAAGCGGUGAAGUUAUUAAGUUAACUGACGUGAAAGAUUUCUCACUGUCCCUGUGGCUCAUAUUUAUCAUCUGUGUUUGUUACUAUGUGGCUGUCUUCCCAUUCAUUGGACUUGGAAAGGUUUUCUUCAUUGAGAAAUUCAAGUUUUCUUCUCAAGAAGCAAGUGCAAUCAACAGCAUCGUCUAUGUUAUAUCAGCCCCCAUGUCCCCUGUCUUUGGAUUCCUGGUGGAUAAAUUUGGAAGAAACAUUUCUUGGGUUAUAUGUUCGGUGGUGAUUACUUUGGCUUCUCACAUCAUGUUGGCCUUUACUUUCUGGAACCCUUGGAUUGCUAUGUGUUUGUUGGGAGUAGCUUACUCUCUACUUGCCUGUGCCUUGUGGCCUAUGGUGGCUUUCGUGGUCCCCGAACAUCAGUUGGGAACUGCAUAUGGUUUUAUGCAGUCAAUCCAGAACUUGGGUCUAGCAGUGAUUGCCAUAGCUGCUGGUACAAUCUUGGAUUCCCGAGGAUACCUGUACCUAGAAAUCUUCUUCAGUGCUUGCGUGUGCAUGUCACUCAUGGCUGUAGUCAUGUUGUACUUCGUGAACCUCAUCCAAGGCGGUGACCUUAAUUGGUCUGCAAGGAGAAGAGAGAAGUUUCAGAAGUUGGCUGUGGCUGAGUAAGAAAUCUUGACGAGGGAACGUCAUCCUGAAGCGCGGGAGCACUUUGAUCAGCAGCCGGUCCCGUUGAAGAGUGUUCCGGUGGGGGUGUGCGUCUGUGUGUCCUAACAGCUUGAUGUUUAACUCAUGAAUGAUCUAGUUGAUUGGAAAACACAGUGACACUCAUUGGACCCUUUCACAACGAAGGGCGUGCAGCAAUUGGUCAAACCUGUAUGUUCCUUGAAGGACUUGGAUCUUGUCUUUAUUGAAGACACCACAAAUCUUGUCUUUAUUGAAGAGCCUUGGUUACAAUUGAACUGAAGUCGGCUUCUUCAGAAUGUUGCUGGAACUUUGUUACUUCACCAACACUUUUUCUUUUUGGUGGACAUUUCACUGGGGACAAUAAUGGUUAAUUCUUGCACAUUUAACUUAUGUUCUAAGGGAGGCUUGCCUUCAAAAUGUGGUUCUUAAUUAGUCAGUGCAAAAGGCUUCCUUUUAAUAAACUAUGGUAUUUUCAGGACCAUGAGUGUGUUAAACAAGAUCCUAAUGGUGAUGCUUUCAUAAUGGUGGUGAUAAUGGGGGAAUGAUUGGCCAAAUUAAUUGAAAUAUCUGCAUUGCAGGGGGUUGGACUUGAUGGCCCUUGGGGGGUCUCUUCCAAUGCUAUGAUUCUAUCUUUAGGAGGAAUAAACUUCUGAACUGCCAAGCAGUUCCAGGGAGCUUGACUUCUUUCUCUCUCUUGUACGCUGUCUCUCUUUUUGUACUGGCGCUAUCUUUUGUGUUAAAAUUGUUAAAGUCAAAAAAAGCAUUGUGGAAAUUUUGACUUUGCCCUGAAAUUUUGAGAUAUUUAUAAAUAAAUAUUGGAGAAGAAGG